AACAAGAAGAAGCAGCAAGGCGAAAAGAUCAGUCGAUCAAGUGAAUCUGCUUCUUGAAAAGUCGUUGGAGCUGAAGUUUUCUCUUGUUGUUCUACCGGACUAGCGAUGGCGUUCCUUGGUAGCAGGCUACUCCCUCGCGUAUGCAGGGCCAAUGGGAAUGGCCUUCUGGGCUCGCUAAGAUUGGCCAGCAGCAAGGAGUUCGUGUCUGUGGAGAAACGAGAGGAUAAAAUUGCGGUUGUCAGCUUGAACAGGGCUCCUGUCAAUGCAUUGAACUACCCUCUCCUCUCUGAGCUGGCUAACACGUUCACUGAGCUGGAGGAUGAUCGUGCUGUCAAGUCUAUUAUUGUAGCCUCGAAUGUCCCCGGUAUCUACUCAGCCGGCCUGGACAUUCUGGAGAUGUACCAAGCAACGGACGAGAGUGCUCGCCGCUUCUGGAAGUCACUUCAGGACAUGUGGCUGUCUCUGUACGCAUGCACAAAGCCCACCGUUGCAGCCAUCAAUGGUGCUAGCCCCGCUGGUGGCUGUCUGAUUGCGUGUGCGUGUGAUUACCGUGUCAUGGCGGAAUCCAACAAGUACACCAUUGGCCUGAAUGAAACCAAACUGAGUAUCGUUGCUCCAUUCUGGUUCAUGGACACGUACGUAGCCACGAUUGGACAGCGUAGCGCCGAGAGAGCACUGAUCCUCGGCUCACUCUUCUCGCCGACCGACGCGCUGAAGAUCGGUCUUGUUGAUGAGGUGGUUGCCAGUGACCAGGUGAUGGAGCGGGCCACUGCUGAAUGCCUGCAACAUAUGAAGAUUCCAAAUGCUGCUCGGGUGAUGACGAAGAGACAGGUCCGCGAGCACAUUGUCGAACGCUUUGAAGCCGGUCGCGAGAACGAUGUUGAUAUGUUUGCCGCCUUUGUGCUCCAGGACUCAGUACAGGCGGGUCUGGGCCGCUACCUUGAGGCACUCAAGGCUAAGAGCAAGUAAAUCGCUACAGUCAUGGUCUCUUGCUCCUUCUCCAAGACCGACUUGCACGUGCACGUACGUGAUUGUUGCUGCUGGUUGUACCCCAGCCAUGUGCGUUCCGAGAAACAUUGCCCACCACCGCUACUUGCACUAGAACACACGUGUACAGACAUAUUGAAUCGCUCCCGAAAUGAGCCCACCGGACCUCACGCUCGCCCCCCCCCCCCCUGACCACCAUUGCCGCCUCGGUUUGCCCUCGGACUUCAGAGCGCAUUCCAGAGCACUGGCAUAUGUCAAUCGCUUACCGCCACCCGGACUAGAGAAUUGCUAUAGUCUCUGCGCUAUAGGAACUAUGAGUUACCAUCCCCCGAUAUCUUUCCUACUUCUUAGUACUAUCAUGUAGUAUGUCUGGUUGUCUAUUUUGUGACGACUAGGCUGCAUCAGGCGUGCAAAGGUUCGUUUCGCUCGGUUUCCCUCUCGUCAUCCAUACACGGUCAAUGCAUCUUUUCAAAUAUUCAAAUUCUUCCCCUGUUGUUACAGUUACUGGUGCCGUAAGCAGUUAUUGCAUGUGCCAUGGAGUCAUGGUUACUGUCCUGACACUUGUGUUCUUGUUCUUAGGAUAUUUUCUGAUCUUGAUUUGGAGAAUUUUGUUCGCUAUACGUUUUGA
Sycon ciliatum is the source of this 1615-nucleotide messenger RNA. Its product is annotated as enoyl-CoA delta isomerase 1, mitochondrial-like. The transcript is spliced from 6 exons. Gene Ontology annotation, cellular component: mitochondrion. Gene Ontology annotation, biological process: fatty acid beta-oxidation. The coding region runs from base 106 to 969 and encodes 287 amino acids. NCBI's taxonomy places the organism in Eukaryota, Metazoa, Porifera, Calcarea, Leucosolenida, Sycettidae. The record is from RefSeq and is a predicted model, not a curated record.